CUAUUGACACCAGUGGGUAGUGAUUAGAUGCCACAUUUUAUCGCAAAAAUGAUGAGCACCGGCCCCAACGUUGUCUACGAAUGGCUGAAAACCCUGCAACUAUGCCAGUACUUGGAAGCCUUCAUGGAUAAUGGUUAUGAUGACCUGGAAGUUUGUAAGCAGAUCGGCGACCCGGACCUGGAUGCCAUCGGAGUCUUCGUACCACACCACCGACAACGCAUCCACGAGGCUGUCAGGCGGCUCAAAGACGACGACAAGCAAGGCUCCUCGGCUCUUUAUUUCACCCUAGAGCCGUUCAUCCCGAACUUGAACACUAAUGAGUCUAGACUGAGAGGAUCCAGGUCCUGGACAGAGCAGAUCAGCAUGACGUACACUGGGCCACACAGAAAUCUGAGUCUUGGGAAUCACAGGAGUCUUGUGGCGUAUCCGAAACUGAAACUGAAGAUCAUGAUCAGGGAUAAACUCAUUAGGGAUGGGAUUAACCUGGCCCGGCCACCAUAUUCUAACAAGGAUGGAUCUUUGGGUAACAUUGAUGACCUAGCGCAGGAGUACUCAGAAUACUACAACGCGUGUUUCAGUGACGUCAGCGAGCGUAUGGAGGAGCUGCGCCGGCGUCGUGUCUCCCAGGAAAUAGAGAUGGAGAACACAGACUUCAGUUCCCUCCAUGUAUGCUCUGAAAACCAGGAGUCACUGGGCUUUGACAGUGUGGUGUCCACGCCAGAAACAGAGAGAAAGAUCCCUCUACACAAAUCCAACUCUGAGGACGGCUCAGGUAAAUGGGACAACAAAAAGAAGAACAAACCAUUCUGGCAGAACUUCAAAAAGUCACAGAAAGGUCUCACGCGGCAGAGCUCUAAAGGAGAGGACAUCGGCUACGUGGCCAGUGAAAUCACUAUGAGCGAUGAAGAGCGCAUCCAGCUGAUGAUGAUGGUGAAAGAAAAAAUGAUCACCGUAGAGGAGGCGCUGGCUCGGCUUAAGGAGUAUGAGAGAAGCAGGCAGUUGAGCACCAGUUCAGACACUGCAGAGUGUACUGAUGGAUCCAGUCCUACUGUUAACCUGUCUUCUACCUGCAACUCUCGUGAACAGUCUGAUGACGAGCAGGAGGACUCUGUGAAAUUUAAGAGGCUUCACAAACUGGUCAACUCUACCCGGCGUGUCCGUAAGAAGCUUAUUAAAGUAGACGAUGCCAAAAGGCACGGCUCAGAAGACUCUCUAAGUCUGGAUGUGUCCCCUUCAUGUGAGGACACCAGCGCCCUAUACGCAGACGUCCAUAAGAAGGCAGCUCGCUGCACAGUAGACUCGUCCCUGUCCUCUCUGACCCAGGAUCAGCUCUCUCUGGAUGGAGACAGAGACAGUCUAAGUACGUCUCCAUCCUCCAGCAGCCUGGAGGCCUGGAACUCUGCACACAGGCUUGUGAAGCCCUCAGUGCACCCACACGGCCUGAUCAAGCCUUUGGCCAGUACUGGCACUGAGGAUGAAGCCGAGACCAGGAAAACAUCUCUCUCGCACGGGGUAAGUUUAAACACUGUGUACACACACUACAGCCUUAUGAGGCCCUGUCCUCAACCUCAUCGAAUACUGGUGCCAAUGGAUUGUGCCAAGCGCCCUCCAGUAUCCACCUGGCAGCGAAACAAGCCCGAUCCCAACUACGCCUACUCCACCAAGCACUUGGUGUACCAACGCAACUUUCAGAAACCCAAAUCUCCUCCGGUGACGUUGCCUACCUCACCCAGAGUGCGUGAGCUGGGCAGGGAGAAAGGGAAGGCUAGUGUUGGCACAGUAGGCACGUGGCUCUGCCCUCCAAGGCGGUUGCGGGGCAGGACAGCCGUCAGCGAGCUGAACAUAACCUACGUGGUGGAGCGCGGCCUCUACAACCACUUAGGCCGCAAAGCAGAAAGACUUCGCCUUUUAGAAGAUGACAGGGACUCCGAUAGGAAGUGGUCGUCCAGCGUGGAUCGAUGCACCAGGCGUGUCCUUCUGCGCAUUCAACAGAAGUCUAGGACGUGUAGCUUUGGGGGUUUUGACCUGUCUAACAGAUCCCUUCAUGUGGUCAGUACAGCCUCUGAUCCUAAUAACAAGGAGCAGGAGGCUCUGUACAGGGACGUAAUAAAAUCACCCAGCACCUCUCGCAUCUCUCUGGGAAGAAAAGUGAAAUCUGUAAAAGAGACGAUGAGGAAACGCAUAUCCAAGAAAUACAGUGGGUCGUUCUCUGAACAGUCGAGUGUAGACGGAAUUCCCAGCUCUCCUCAGUCUCCACAGCCUGACACGAAUUCUCUGGAAAAACCAAAACUGAAGGCGGGAGGGUCUGUCGAGAGUCUACGUAGCUCCCUCAGCGGACAGAGCUCCAUGAGUGGCCAGACAGUAAGCACUACAGACUCGUCGGCCAGUAACCGCGAGAGCGUGAAGUCCGAGGAUGGAGAUGAUGAAGAGCCUCCGUACAGAGGACCUUUCUGUGGCAGAGCCCGGGUGCACACAGACUUCACUCCCAGCCCGUAUGAUACAGACUCCCUCAAACUCAAGAGAGGGGAUGUGAUAGACAUCAUCAGUAAGCCACCCAUGGGCACGUGGAUGGGGCUGCUCAACAACAAAGUGGGAACUUUUAAGUUCAUCUAUGUGGACGUUCUGGCUGAGGAGGAGGAGAAACCCAAACGCACCAUCAGGAGAAGGAAGAAGGGUCGGACACCCAAGCCCAGCUCUGUUGAAGAGCUGCUGGAGAGGAUUAACCUGAAGGAGCACAUGCCUACGUUCUUAUUUAACGGCUAUGAGGAUCUGGACACCUUUAAGCUGCUUGAGGAGGAGGAUCUGGAUGAGCUAAACAUUCGAGACCCUCAACACAGGGCUGUGCUGCUCACCGCUGUAGAACUGCUGCAGGAAUAUGACAGUAGCAGUGACCCCGAGCGCAGCGCCCUCUCCGGCUCUCAGGAGAAGCUUCUCUGCGACGGCCGAGGCGAAGCGGCUAACUCCCCACGGGACUCUGGUUGUUACGAAGGCAACGAAAAUCUGGAGAACGGUAAGCCUCGUAAAUCAUCUCGCUCCAGUCGACGCUCCUCUGAGUUUGAAUCGGCCAAGAUCCAGUCUCUGGAUUUCCAUGCGCUUCCGGUGAGCCACUCCACGGACGAGCUGCAGGCCAAGAAAGAACACAAAUUCCCCAAGCACGUUAUCUCACGGCCACUCAAGGGUUUAAGCCUGCGCUCCUUGGGCUUGAGGAAGAACCUUCGAUCAGGUCCAAAGUGCAGAAUGCCAGCCAGUCGUAGCUGCGAGGAGCUUGAUGGACCUCAAGAGGCUCUUGGGUGCUACAAACGUUCCCAUUCUUUAGGGGAUCUGCAGUGGCAACAGUCCAUCGACCACAAGAAGGAAAAGGACAGUCAAUCUGCCUGUGAGAGGAAGAAGGAAGCGAAGAAAGCAAAGUCUCUGGUUAUCCCUCAGGGUGUUAUGGUGGAUAGAUUAGAAUCAAAGUCAGAGCAAAUCCAAGCUAAAUGUAAAACAGAUCAAGUGGAUAAGCCUUUGGUUCCCACCCUGCUACCACUUAAACCUUUCUGCUAUGCUUCAGAUGCACAGCCUGUUUCUGGCCCUACUAGCCCAGCUCCUCUGACCCACCACAAAAAGCCUCCCGUUCCUCCUCCUGUUCCAGCUAAAAAGUCCAAAGACCGCCUGAUAAACGGCCUACGUCAUCCAACUUUAGUCUCAGGUUCUAGUCCAGGGACUCCCAAUCUUUCCCCUAAACCCAUAAGCCGCCAGACAAGCCCAUCUGAAGGAACUCCAUCUACUCUAGCGUCUCCGGAUGAUUCAGACCAAUCCCCAAGCACAGCACCGGCCUGGCUGUCUGAUCUACCAGAGUCUGCCUGUCAACAGAUUCAAGGAGUCCGGGUUGCCCUGGGUAGAAAGAUCUCCCAUGCCAAAGUGAUUGAUUUGGAGAUACUACUGGAAGAGAAACUUGGUUCAGAGGGCAUCGACCUUACGGCAGAACCUUACUCUGAUAAGCAUGGCCGCUGUGGUAUUCCUCAGCUCUUGGUGCAGAGAUACUCAGAGGACUUCCAGCAGCCAGUAAAGGACGUGGCGUCCACGCUGGACCAGAUCAGAGUUAAACAGCUGCGCAAGGAGCAUCGCAUGGCUAUACCUGCAGGCGGAUUGACAGAAAUGUGUCGGAAGCCGAUGUCCCCGGUGCACUUGAGCUCAGUUACAGAUUGGCUGGUGUCCAUCGGGAUGCCCAUGUAUUCCGACCUCCUAUCCGCUGCGGGUUAUGACUCACUGGGCCACAUAUCAGGCCUCACAGAGGACGGAGUUCGCAAGGCAGGGUUACGGGAAGACCGGCACAUACGUCGCCUGCUGAGCGAAGCCCGGCUCAUCGCGGCCCACGGUGCAUCCCAGUCUUAACGGGAAUCGGAGCCGGUAAAACGUACACGUGAACACUUUAUGAGCAGCCGCAGCUGCUGAGCAUAUUUACCACGGGCUAGAUCUGAUCUGACUUUGAGAACGAUCAGGUCAGGGCAAGUCUGAGUGGCAAGCUAAGUGCUGGAGGAC
Messenger RNA from Trichomycterus rosablanca, 4521 nucleotides. RefSeq names its product SAM and SH3 domain containing 1a (gene sash1a). Bases 28 to 4374 code for a protein of 1448 amino acids. The record is from RefSeq and is a predicted model, not a curated record. The transcript has 20 exons. NCBI's taxonomy places the organism in Eukaryota, Metazoa, Chordata, Actinopteri, Siluriformes, Trichomycteridae. Gene Ontology annotation, molecular function: protein binding.